Messenger RNA from Arthroderma uncinatum, 2184 nucleotides. Its product is annotated as rho-GTPase-activating protein 5. Gene Ontology annotation, molecular function: GTPase activator activity. The transcript is spliced from 4 exons. The coding region runs from base 1 to 2184 and encodes 727 amino acids. NCBI's taxonomy places the organism in Eukaryota, Fungi, Ascomycota, Eurotiomycetes, Onygenales, Arthrodermataceae. Gene Ontology annotation, cellular component: cell cortex. The record is from RefSeq and is a predicted model, not a curated record. Gene Ontology annotation, biological process: activation of GTPase activity; signal transduction; regulation of fungal-type cell wall organization.
AUGGCAUCCAACCAGGCACCGCAUUCACAGGUGCCAUACCAGGCCUCACUCCAGUCUUCCACAGCCAGCGCGCAGGAGUCAUCCUCCUCUCUGCUCAACAGCACCGCUCACUCUCCUCCCUCAAAGCGAGACCUGGCUGGGUGGUGGAGGCAGUUCAAGAGAAGCACAAAGAAGGAUGGAUCAGUGCUAGCCCCUCAGACGCCCUCUGGAAUAUUUGGAAUCCCGCUGAACGUGAGCAUCAAGUAUGCCAACGUGGCUAUAUCUCUUACUGGUGACGAUGGGAAGAGCUUCAUCUACGGCUAUGUUCCGAUAGUAGUGGCAAAAUGCGGGGUCUUCUUGAAGGAAAAAGCGACCGACGUAGAAGGCAUCUUCAGAUUAAGUGGCUCUGCAAAGCGCAUCAAAGAUCUUCAGGAAAUAUUCAACUCGCCCGAUCGCUUUGGAAAGGGACUAGACUGGACUGGAUAUACCGUUCACGAUGCAGCCAACGUUCUUCGCCGCUACCUCAACCAGCUCCCAGAACCGAUCGUGCCCCUGGAAUUCUACGAGCGCUUCAGGGACCCGCUGAGACACCGACAGGGAAGGCCGGACGGCGAAGAGGCUGCCAUCCAGGUAGACAAGGAACAUGGAUUUGACAGGGAUGCAGCAGUCGCAACAUAUCAACAGCUGAUCAAGGAGCUGCCGCCGCUGAACCGACAGCUGCUUCUAUACAUCCUUGACCUGUUGACCGUCUUCGCGUCCAAAUCUGACCUCAACCGUAUGACCGCCGCCAACCUCGCAGCCAUCUUCCAGCCCGGCAUGCUCUCUCACCCGUCCCACGACAUGUCUCCACAAGAAUACAAGCUGAGCCAGGACGUCAUGGUUUUCCUGAUUGAGAACCAAGAUAACUUCCUGUUCGGCAUGACAGGUACCGCUGCAGAUGCGCAGACUGUCAAAAACAUACAGGGAGGCAUGUACCCCCAGCUUCAAAAGACUACCAUCAGACGCUCUGCAUCCAACGCCAGUGGAGGCGCAGACAGCCUGAGGAAAUACGAAGCCCUCCGCAGGAACAUGUCAGUCUCCUCGCGACACUCGAGAAACUCCAACGGAAACGUCGCAAGCCCGACGACGCCCACCUCCAACACGAUGGGCGGAGGUAGCAUCGGCAUUCAUCGCAGCAACACCGUCCCCUCGAAGAGAGCAGGUGGAUUCUCGCCGCCAAACACGUUUACUCGACAGCAGCCCCCAUCUACACCACCGUCUGCCAACCUGUCUCCCGCCUCGCACUCUUUGCAGGCUUCGAGAUCUCCUAGCAGAUCUCCUCAACCUCAUACGCAUGACACUUCUAGAUUGGUCGAGCAGCCUGAGACCCCAUUGCAGCAGCCCGAGAGCAGUCCCUUCGUGGCCAAGGCUGAACAUUUAGCUCCUGUUGCUGCUAUUGAUGCUACCCAGAUUCCUUUGCCUGCCGAUGUCGAGCCUACCCAGCCAGAACAGCCUACACAGGACCAGCCAGUUGGUCAGGUCGGUCAAGUUAAUCAGUCCUCUCAAUCCGUUCUGCCUGUUCAGCGAGCUCAACGACCGAUGCAUAUCGACGCUCCGCCUCCACCUCCAAUGGACGCCGCGACGCCCAAACCGGCCACCACUCCUACCAAGGAGCGCAAGCUAGCUUCUCUAUUCGCGUGGACCAGUCCUCCCAGCGAUAAGAGAGAAGACAGACAGACAAACAAGUUAAAGAAGAAGCGACGCAUUCCUGGAAGCGCGAGCGAAAGUGCUCAGAGCUCUACCGCGUCUCUCCCAGGCGGAUCGGAUGAGACUCCAAUGAAGCCAAUAACCUCUCAACCAUUAAGCCCUCAGACGAUGUCUUCCAACCUCACUUCCAACUCAGAUGGAACCCCAUUCGUCGACGAAUCUCAUGUCUCUACUCCCAAGGUGUCGAACCCCGUAUCCCCUCCUCCCCCAGCGACCCAGCCAUCACCUACUUCUACACCUUCUCAAAGCCAGACAAGCCUGGAAGUGAAUCCCUCCUCACAGCAUCAUCAUCAUUCUCUCACAGAGCGCAUGCUACGGCCACCUCGCUCGCGUACCCCGUCUCCAAACUCGUACUCUGUGACAGACACCUCGGAUCUCGAUGAAUCUUCCAAGGGUGAUAAGAAGGAGAAGCGACGGAGUUGGCGAUUCCAUCUGACUGGCAAGAAGUCCGAGGAUUAA